Messenger RNA from Polistes dominula (European paper wasp), 1403 nucleotides. It is a transcript of the gene OSCP1, whose product is annotated as Organic solute carrier partner 1. NCBI's taxonomy places the organism in Eukaryota, Metazoa, Arthropoda, Insecta, Hymenoptera, Vespidae. Gene Ontology annotation, biological process: transport. Gene Ontology annotation, cellular component: cytoplasm; plasma membrane. The record is from RefSeq and is a predicted model, not a curated record.
UAGAUUAGUUAAUUACUGUGAGUUUUUUUUUAAAUAACUUUACAGUACUAAUUAAUUCAUUUGAAAUUUCGCGCGGCUCAUGACGUAAUUGACGUAUACAUUCUUGGCGAUCGCUCAUUGGUUGACUCCAUAUUACAUCAUAUAUAUACAUAUAUAUAUAUGUUUUUGAAAUCGUUGACAAGGUUACGCAUGAAUUGAUUAUAGUAUAAGAGAUACUCUUGAGUACGUAGCAAUUUAAUGCAAAAUAUUUAAAUAAUUUUAAAUAAAAAUGUCAAUGCACGCAACACCGAUACUCUAUUUAAACAUGGGUGGAGAAAUGCUGUAUGUUUUACAACAAAGACUGAAAGCUCAAAAAAUCGACGUCGACAAAACAGUGCAAGUGUUAAACGAUGUAACUGCUGCUUUGCUCAAUGUCACAGUACUUUCAUCGGUCUUCAAAAAAGGCCCUGUUAUUGCAGUCGCUUCAUUGCGUCCUACUUUAGAAUGCGCUGCUUUAUCUUCUAUCAUGAAAUUGGAUAAUAGUAGCAUGGAUAAAUUGUUCGACUUAAUGACGAUGAUGGUCAAAUAUCAAUUGACUGUAGUUACUGGUCCUAAAGAAGUUAUUCUUCUUACAUUAAAUCAUAUUGAUGCAAUGCAUGAUAUGGUUAGCAAUCCAACUGGAAAAGAAUGCGUCGCAUUGGUCCAUCAAAUGGUUAUUGAUUUUUAUAGUGAAUUAACUUUCGACGAAGUAUGGAGAACGAGAUAUGAUUGUCUUCAAGAAUUAGAACCAUAUCGUGUUAGGGUUUCUAUUCUUUUAAGACUUGGUUUACAAAACGAAGAUACUAGUUUUAAUAUAACUUCAAAAAAGUACGAUGAAAAGUAUAAAGAAAAUAGACAUAUAUUAUGCAAUCAAAAAAUAAAAGAUGUAGACCCCAAUAAGAAUUGCGGAAGUUCCUUCCAACUAUUUGGCGACCGUGAAACAUUAUUGGGAAGAAAUAUAUACUCUUCUACAUAUGGAAUGACAGAAAAAUUAAAACCAUUGCAACACAAUUCAAACUUCCUAAAAGAUUGUGGCACCAAAGCAGAGCUUAGAAUGUUGGCCACUCAAUUAGGAACAGAAGAAACUUAUGAAAGGCCUUUUACUUUGAAUUUAUUUUCUAAUGAAGAAAAUAUAACUUCAAAUAAUAAAAAUAAGUGCAAUAUUGAUAAAAGUAACUCUGAAAAAGAAGAACAAGAAGUUGAGAAAACAAAGAUCAACGAAGACUAUAAAAAUAAGCUUGAUAAUGUUUAUGCAGAUUUUCAUGAAAAUGAAUUGGAAAAAACAGCACGCAGUAUGGAUCUACUUGAUCUGCUGGAUGAGAUCGAAUAACUGGCUAAUUUAUCAAAAUAUUAUUCAACUAAUUAAUUCCUACAUAUUUCUUUUC